UCCCCGAUCCCCUUUGGCUCUUCGUCUGUCGUCUCGGCGCGUCGAGGGAUAGACAAGAUGGCUGGGAUGAAAAUGCUCCUUUUAGCAGCGGUCCUCUAUUUGGGCGGAGUGAAGGUGGCAGCUGGCGCUUCCCGCUCGGAGCAGUGUCGCUCAGAAGGUGGCAGCUGCGUGUCUGCCGGAAGCUGCCGUUCCCCCGCGGUGGCUGCCUCGGCCUGCGAAGACGGACCCGCUGUGUGCUGCAAUCCCUCGGGGUUGAACGCCUUCGCCCGCACACUGGAGCUGGACGGGUUCGAGAUCGGCCUGAGAGUCAACCCUUGCAGCGACCAAAAUGCCGCAGAUGGUACCGAGGUGUCUGGUUGACUGACCCUGCCACCUGCACAGACAAGAAACGGCUGGUGAACUACUGUGCGACCACUAACCAAUGGUGUUGCGCCCCGCCCUGCACGAGGAAGUCCCGCUGCCAGAAGAAGAAGGGAUACUGCGUUCCGAGGAAGGAUAUGUGUCCCAGUGGCAGGACGAGGCGCCGGCUGUGUGGUGGCAGGAUGUGCUUCUGCUGCUUGCCAGAAUGGCCUGUCCCGGCCUGUCCCUGCUCCGCAAAUAGAGUAUCGGUGUGCGAUCCGGCUGGCACUUACGCCCUUGCAGAAGACAGCUGCGUCCAAGUCCACAGCCCGAACUACCCUUACCCUUACGACAACGACGCAGCGUGUUCCCUCAGCGUGGUGGCUCCGAGCUUCUGCAGGAUCACCGUCGAGUACUGCCAGGUGGCGCUCGAGAAGUGCCCCUAUGAUUACGUGAAUGUCACCGACGGCGUGCCCAGCAACUCAUACUGUGGGGUGGUAAGCCCGGCUGCCUUCACCACAGCCGCUAACACAGUCGCCUUCAGUUUCUUCUCGGACUCCAGCCAAGUCAACAGAGGUUUCCAGGCUUCUCUCUCCACCAGCUGCUUCGACUGUACUCAGGGACCGACGUAUCAAGUGUGCACCGACACCGCCGUCACCACCAGCACCGGCGGCCUCAUCAACUCCCCCGGGUACCCAGGGACUUACCCGACCUUCGUGGACUGCACCCUCACCAUCAGCGCUCCUGCAGGCUCCACCAUCACCUUCAGCUACUUGAGUUUCGAGUUGGAGGAUCCGCCGCCCACCUGUGGCUUCGACUACUUCCAGAUCUACGACACGUCUUCACCGUCAACGACAAAAUACUGUGGAACUACCGCGCCCUCGUUCACGGCCUCCUCCACGAACAGCGUGACGAUCAGAUUCUCUUCAGAUAAGUCUGAUGUCUUUUCGGGAUUCUCGAUCUGUUUCGUGGUCGUGUAAUAAGAACUCGGACUGAACUCCCUUACCCGCAGAUGGCAGUCAACGAACCACAACUUCUUUCUAAACUCUCCACGAAAUGCUUCCAAAAUCGAGAAAAUGAGAAAUAAAAAAUCUGUAAAUUACACGGAUCGAUGAAUCAAGAAAUGUAGUAAUUCAGGAUACACCGUCACAGUCCAUUGAAUAAAAUCGAUAAACUUUUGGUAAGUUGUAAGGGAAAACCACGUGACUUUCUUCGCUGUUCUUACCUAAAGAAUGAAGAAUUGUUUCUUGAUAUUACGCUUCUCUUGGUAUAUCAUCCACGUAACUUUACCAUUCUUCGUUUACCUUGAUAUUGAAAAACUUUCCAUUUUAUUCACUUUUCCUACAUAACCCACAUAACUCUUCAUUAUAUCUUUACCUUAACACUGUAAAAUGACCCUGAAAAUUCACUAUUCCUGACUGUAUCUCCCAUAAAACUUCACAUUGUAUCUUUCUCAUAUUACCAAACGCAUAUUUUCCUUGAUACUUAUUUUCCCUGCUUUUUGACCACACAAAAAAAUAGGUUGUAGCCAUCAUAGGGUAUACUCGGCCAUGUGUGGUAGGCUUUCUCGUGUAGACUUCACCACCACACAGAACCUUUAUAUAACUAUUCCCAAAGUGAGAUUAUGUAUUCUGUAGUUGGUAUUCACACUUAUUUAUGAAUUAUGUACUACGGCAUAUGUCCUUGAUGUGCAUUUGCUACAUAUGGUACUGAAUAAAGUUUUUAUCAGCAUGUUA
This is a messenger RNA of Penaeus vannamei (Pacific white shrimp), 2075 nucleotides long. RefSeq names its product tolloid-like protein 2. Lineage: Eukaryota; Metazoa; Arthropoda; Malacostraca; Decapoda; Penaeidae. The record is from RefSeq and is a predicted model, not a curated record.